Messenger RNA from Girardinichthys multiradiatus, 5313 nucleotides. Its product is annotated as lysine-specific histone demethylase 1B-like. NCBI's taxonomy places the organism in Eukaryota, Metazoa, Chordata, Actinopteri, Cyprinodontiformes, Goodeidae. Gene Ontology annotation, molecular function: protein binding; zinc ion binding; oxidoreductase activity. The record is from RefSeq and is a predicted model, not a curated record. Bases 188 to 2755 code for a protein of 855 amino acids. The transcript is spliced from 21 exons.
AAUAUAGCAUCCAAGCCCAGCCGAACCAAACCGCCCAUUUCCGGUGGUAAACAGGAAGCUGUUUUCUGAUAUCAGCAGCGCUUUUCUCUCUUCAUAACAGAAGAUAAUUAAACAAAUUUAUCGGACCGGUCCAUAAACAAAGAGGCGAUACAGAACCUCGGUUUAACUCGAGCUCAGCUGGAGGGUCAUGCUGUCGGACGCAGAAAAGGCCUGUUUUCUGCAGAGCUCCACUGUCCCCCUGACACCGUUUGUUAUUGUGGCUGCAGAUUACUCCGGGGACGGGUCCAGUGCUCGCAGAGCCAGGAAGCGGAGCUCCGGGGAGUCCCCGGGGGACGGACAGGCCCUGCGCUCCUCCGGGAGGCAGAGCACGGCCCGGGUAAAGCGCAGCAACAACCCUCCACCUGGACAGAGUAAAAGAAAAGCCACAGAAACGGAGGAGGAAGAUGAGCAGGCUGAGAAGAAGUACAGAAAGUGUGAGAAGGCUGGAUGCUCGGCCAUGUAUCCUGUUUGUUUUGCGAGUGCAUCAGACAGGUGUGCAAAAAACGGAUACACAUCUCGCUGGUAUCACCUGUCGUGUGGUGAACACUUUUGCAACGAGUGCUUUGAUCACUACUAUAGAAGUCACAAGGACGGCUACGAGACCUUUGCUUCCUGGAAGAAGGUCUGGACUAGUAACGGGAAAAGUGAGCCCAGUCUUAAAGCCUUCAUGGCCGACCAGCAGCUGCCAUUCUGGGUUCAGUGCACCAAACCGGACUGCAGGAAGUGGCGCCAGCUGACCAAAGAGAUCCAGCUCACCGCCUCUCUGGCAGCAACAUAUCGCUGUGGGUUGAAGGUCAACAACAUCAAGAGUGAGGCACCUGACCAGUGUUCCCAACCAGAGGACCUGAGGGUCGCAGAGGUGAGCGACAGCUGGUGGCACUCCAUGCUGAUUCUACCGCCGCUGUUAAAGGAAAGCCCGGCCGGCGCGUUUCUCUCAGCAUAUUAUCCUGACUGUGUGGGGGUGAGUCCGUCAGGGUCUCCCUGCGACGUGUCCAUGGCCGAGCUCAGGACGGACCCCUGCAGAGCCGUGCAGCCACAGAUUCCAGGUCUGUGUCCAUACUUCCAGCCGUUCUACCAGCCUAAUGAGUGCGGCAAGGCUCUGUGUGUGCGGCCUGACAUGAUGGAGCUGGAUGAGCUUUACGAGUUUCCAGAGUUUUCCCGUGAUCCCACCAUGUAUCUGGCUCUAAGGAACCUUAUCCUGGCCUCCUGGCACAAGAACUGCCAGGAAGUGCUAACUGCUGAGAAGUGUGCCCAGCACAUCGUUGUCCGUGGGUUGGUGCGUGUGUGCUGCGUGCAGGAGCUGGACCGGGUUCUCCACUUCAUGACCAGGAAGGGCUUGGUCAACACUGGCGUGCUGGCAGUGAAACAUCCUCUGCUGCCUGAAAAAUACUGCUCUAAGAAGGUGAUCAUCAUCGGUGCUGGUGCCUCAGGACUGGCUGCUGCCCGGCAGCUGCAGAACUUCGGCACACAGGUGGUGGUGCUUGAGGCCCGGGACAGAAUUGGUGGACGGGUGUGGGAUGACACAUCUCUAGGCAUCACUGUUGGCCGAGGUGCCCAGAUCGUUAACGGCUGCGUGAACAACCCCAUCGCUCUGAUGUGUGAACAGAUGGGCAUCAGGAUGCACAAGCUGGGCGAGCGCUGUGACCUCUUCCAGGAGGGCGGGUGGGUCACCGACCCGGCCAUCGACAAGCGCAUGGACUUCCAUUUCAACGCCAUCCUGGAUGUGGUGUCAGACUGGAGGAACGACAAGUCGCAGAAACAGGACACACCACUAGGAGAAAAGGUCCAGGAGAUAAAGAAAGACUUCCUUCAAGAGUCUGGGAUGCAGUUCAGUGAGUUGGAAGAGAAAGUUCUUCAGUUUCAUCUCAGCAACCUGGAGUUUGCCUGUGGAAGCACGUUGGACCAGGUAUCGGCCCGAUUCUGGGACCACAACGAGUUUUUUGCCCAGUUCUCAGGAGACCACACAUUACUAACGAAUGGUUACUCAGUUUUACUCCACAAACUGGCUGAAGGGCUCGACAUCCUCACCAAUUGUCCGGUUCAGGCCAUAGACUACUCAGGUAAUGUUGUUAAAGUGACCUCCUCUAACGGAUCCCAUUGGACGGCUCAGAAGGUCCUUGUUACUGUCCCGCUGACUCUGCUUCAAAAGAACAUAAUUCGCUUUCAUCCACCUCUUCCAGAAAGGAAGCUGAAGGCAAUCCACAGUUUGGGAGCAGGAAUCAUAGAAAAGAUUGCUCUUCAGUUCCCGAACCGAUUCUGGGACUCCAAGAUCCAAGGUGCAGACUACUUUGGUCACAUCCCGCCGUCUCCUGAGAGGAGAGGGAUGUUCACCGUCUUCUACGACCUCGAUCCUCAGGGAAAACGAGCUGUGCUGAUGUCCAUCAUGUCUGGUGAUGCUGUUUCUGCUGUUGGGGAACUGGAGGACUUGGAGGUGGUCGAUGAGUGCAUGAAGGUCUUACGAGAACUUUUCAAAGACCAGGAGGUUCCAGAUCCUCUGAAUUAUUUUGUGACUCAUUGGAACAAAGACAUAUGGUCCCAAAUGUCGUACAGCUUUGUAAAGACAGGGGGCAGUGGAGAGGCCUACGACAUCCUGGCUGAAGACGUGCAGGGAAAAGUUUUCUUCGCUGGCGAGGCCACAAACCGACACUUCCCUCAGACUGUGACCGGAGCCUACCUCAGCGGGGUCAGAGAGGCCAGUAAGAUGGCUGCCGUGUGACCGAACCAGCCCGGCGCUCUCUGGCACACCAGCAUGAACUCCUCUGUGUCAAACAGACCAACACACUGCUGAUCGCCUGGACUAAGACCGCUGCCUGUUUUCUGCUGCAGGGUUGGGUCAGGUUCUCAUGGACCUGCUCCAGCAUAUUUCCACCCAGAGAAAGGCUUUUUAUUUAUAUUACAUCAUCAUUAUUAUUAUUAAACCACAGUUUCAGAGAUUAGAAACAUGAUUCAGGCUGAACAAUGUGUAAUGUGGGUAAACUCUGAAUUGGAGGAGAUUUAUGUGAUUAUGGAAAAUCUCUUCAGUGAGUUUUUCCUCCGUUUCCCAACUGUAAGAAUUUCUGAUCUGUAGUUUUUCUAGUCAAUGUUUUGCUCGAAUCGAUUGUUAGAUUUAAUGAGUGAUUCUUCCACAGCACUUUUGAUUUUAAAAAAAAAGGAAAUGAUUCUGACUGAGUGGACCUCACCUUUCAGACCCCAACAGACUCUUCAGUUUGUUUCUCAGGGAUCUUAUCAGGAAAACAAGCGCUUACACUAAAACAUCAGACAGUUUUCAAUAUGUUAGCAUAAAAAAGAUGUAAAUCUGUCUCCUGAAACGUGAUGUUCUUGACCUUUGGAUUUGAAGCAGCCCUGCUGGUGCUUUAAUAUUUUUAAAUCAUCUGUUUUCAUGCAGGACUCUGUGAAUUAACGAAAAUCAGAAAGAUGUUGUUUUCAUUUGAUGAAAGCAGAAAAUGUUGUUAAAAAGUGACAACAGCAGGAAGAAUCUAUAAAACAUUAUAAAUUUGAGCCCAAUAAGGCUCUCUGUAAUCCACAGAUCAAUGUUUUCACAACAGAAAACUGCUUUUCUCUUGUUCCCGUAGUUCUUAAACGUCUACGGAAACAUUCUUCAUUAACUGGUAUUAGAUCUUCCAGGACCUCCAGGUUUUCCGUUUUCAAAUUUGGACUAGGACUGAGUUAAACAAAUUAAUAUUCUGGCUGAGCUUGGGGGGCUUGAGUCCUGGUGCGUAUGCCUCCGUGGUUUUGGGUCCAUGCAUUCUCUGGGACUUGGUCCGGGGGUCUUCGGGACAUCGGUGGGCUUAGUGGCCUCCUAAACUGGCGGGUAGGUACCAUCUCAUUGCAUGUGCUCUCUCCUUUAAAGAGUGCAUUCUGCUGGUGGGGCGGUGGGUCUGUGGGAGGGGUUGGGGCUAAGUCAACCUGGGUGUCUAAUGUCUUAUGUGUUCUGGGAGCUGUCCGAAUGUUGGGGUGGGUGUACGUUUCCUUCUGGAGCAGAGGUGGGUGGUUGGCCUUGGGUGAGCAUAGGCAUCAUUUGGAUCUGGGUGGUUCUGGUUGUGAUUCAGGUUCCUUGUCUUGGGGGAGUGAAGCCUUUUCCUUGUGCAUGGUGGUGGGCAGGGUGAUGCAUCGCGGGGGCUUCUUUAUUGCCUAGCUGGCCCUGGUGGUUUUGUUUUGCUUUUCUAUGAGGGGUGCAUGGGCCUAUGCUAGCCUGGAGCUUGCAUUUGGUUGGGCCUGCCAUUUUGGGUUGGGUGUGGCUUAUUGGCAGCCUCGGUGUUGGUGUUGGAUGUGUUGGGUGAGUGCCAAAGCCAUUAAGGUCACAAAAUGGGUUGGGCUAAGAGGAUUCCCAGCAAUGGGAGUUGCUGAAAAUGUCAUGCCCUUUGCACUCUCUCCUAAUGGGUGUGAGCGCUAGCUGUCAAAAAAUAAUGGAGGUGGGGUCAGCACGUAGGCGGGGCUGGAGUUGGAGCUAAAGUUGGACCAAGGACAAGGUUGGAAUUGCUAUUAUGCUUUAGGUAGAGCUUGGGUCCGGGUUGUCAUAAGAUCGGUAGGCGUCUUUAGAGCAAGGUGUUAAGAUGAAGGGUGGUAAAAAGGCAGAAGUAGUGUAGGGUAGGUGGGCUGAUUCAGGAUUAGGACAUUAGGAUAAGGGUUGGGAACAGUAUAACAAAGGUGGGUCAACUAAGGUUUUAGGACAGUGUUAGUAUUAGGGUAGGGUAUCAUGUUAUUCGAUUAAUAGUGGGAUGCACAUUAGGCUUGUGUUGGGGAGAACAUGGUUGGCAAAGUUAAAGUGUUAACAUUAUGUGUUGGAGAAACAAAGUUAUCGUGGGUUGUAGGUCUGAGUUAGGUUAGAACAUAGGGUUUGGAGUGGGGCAAGGUUAAGAGUCAGGGAUAGGGUUAGGGUAGGGUGGAUUUAGGGAUUAUAAAAACUGGCACUAAUGCUGUUGGUCCCCCCAGUCUGGCCCUAGCCAUCAUUCAUUCCCCAGGGUGUCAUGGUAUCAAGCCAGGAAUUUCAAAUUCUGUCUGCCCUUUUCCUCUGAGCAAUGGACCAAUAAGGCUUACUUGGAAGAACUAAGACUGAAACUAAAGACCAAGAAUGUUGAAUAAAGUGCUGAACGAAAAGUGCGUGGGUCUUUUUCCUCCUAAGAACAUUAUAUCUGUGUUGGAUAACUGGUAAGAAUUGUAUUUGAGGUUUCUCCAACAUAAUACAUGUUGCAAGUUUUACAAGUCACAAGGUAAACACAGUUUCUGCUUUUAAAGUUGCCUGUUUGGUCUGUAAUAAAAACCUUAUUAAAUUUA